CCCAACUCUUCCGUUUUCUGUGAUCAAUUAACAAGCUACUUAAACUUUUGUUACGAUGUCUGUUGUGCCUUGGAGACAAUUGAUAUUCGCCCCGAUCGAUUCUCGUCCCCACACCUUAAACAACCACUUCGUAGAAAGGAGCGUGUCUUCAAAAUACAUGAGCACGAAGAGGUGCGCUCCCUUUCUAAAUCCAUCCGGGCUGAACUUCGAAGGCUAAACUCUUUAUACGCCCGUGCUCAGCUAGAGAACAAAGGUAGUCGUGAGACCUGGCAAGCCCUCAUGCGGAUUUCUGGCAGCAACUCCUCACACCGCUCACCUGCUGCUGUGGCCAUAGAUGGUCUGAAUCAGAGUUUCAUCAACGGUGGAACCGCUCUCACUGCUCUACCUAAUAGAUAUGAAAUAAACACCACNAAGGUGUUUGAAAGGCUCCUCCUUAAGACCCUGUCCACACAAUUCAAUGUUGUUGACCCGAACCAGUNAGAGAACAAAGGUAGUCGUGAGACCUGGCAAGCCCUCAUGCGGAUUUCUGGCAGCAACUCCUCACACCGCUCACCUGCUGCUGUGGCCAUAGAUGGUCUGAAUCAGAGUUUCAUCAACGGUGGAACCGCUCUCACUGCUCUACCUAAUAGAUAUGAAAUAAACACCACUGAUCCCGUCUCCAGCGUUGCACCUGUCGAUAUUUAUCAAGAGUUGGCUCAAUUAAAUCCUCACAAGUCCUGCGUCUCAGACGGAGUCCCACCCGCUGUCCUGAAGGAAUGUGCUGCCUUCCUUUCCCCUAUACUGGGUGAACUUUUCAAUGAUUGUAUUUUGUAG
This is a messenger RNA of Echinostoma caproni, 813 nucleotides long. The record is from the annotation of a GenBank genome assembly. NCBI's taxonomy places the organism in Eukaryota, Metazoa, Platyhelminthes, Trematoda, Plagiorchiida, Echinostomatidae.